Messenger RNA from Epinephelus fuscoguttatus (brown-marbled grouper), 4647 nucleotides. RefSeq names its product hemicentin-2-like. NCBI's taxonomy places the organism in Eukaryota, Metazoa, Chordata, Actinopteri, Perciformes, Serranidae. The record is from RefSeq and is a predicted model, not a curated record. The transcript has 13 exons. The coding region runs from base 1451 to 4264 and encodes 937 amino acids.
AGAAAGACUCGUUUUCAGAGGAGAAAUCUCCGUUUGCAUGUAAACGAAGGGCACAAACGAAGGAAGAUGUCUCCGUUUAUCAAAAUCACCGUGUACAUGUAAACGGCCUCUCAGAGACUCCUCGGGUUGGUUGUUUUUGUUCAGCUGCAGUGGACUCUUGUAAAUGCCAUUAGAAGCAUUCAGAAGAGGACGAGGAACAUGAUAUUUUUCACAGACUAUCUGUGUGACUGUCGUGAUACUUUCAGCAAAUACAUUUUUUCAGCUUUCGCCAAUUUAAGUUAAACUUAAAAAAAAUUAAUUAAUUUUUUUUUUUUUUUAAGCAAAUUCUAUCAUUAGCAUAUUUGGCAAUGAGUGCAAAAGUUAUUUUAUUUUAUUUUAAUCACGAGGAAAAAAUCUUUGGUAGUUUUCUCAUUGUGUUGCUGAACAAAAAAAAAGAGAGCCACUUUUUGUGUCGCUAACCUGGCUGACAACACAGUGAUAUCUUUGCAAUAAACAAUCGCUGGCUUUUUAGCAACAAGUUGCAAUAAAAAAAAGUCUCACUUCAGAAAAAACAAACAGUUUAGUUAUUUGUUGGUCUUAAACAGCGGUAUGUGUCUCACCCAGGUGACAUCCACCAUCCCCCGAUUUCAAAGUCAGCUCAUGCGUCACUUUAUAAACCUUUAUGAUAAAUAUGCAACAUACAAAUGUAAUGUAUCCCUGGUUUGCAGAAAAGUACAGUGCCAACAUCUUCUGGUGACUGGGUGGUCUCCUGUCACAGCCACCACAGUUUAGUAUGCAAAUCGAGCUCUGCAGAGAAGCAGAAAUAAAUAAAUAUGUAAGCGUGCUUCUGUAAAUACCAAGAGCUGGUGGAGCAGUGCAGAAGCUGACACUAGUGGGCCCUCUGCGGGCCAGUUGUAGUGGGCUGCAGGGGAUUUGCUGGGUGCUCAAUUUGUAAAGCGCUGGCAAGGCUAGGAGUAGCUGGAGCUGCAAUGGGGAGGGCCAUACGUACCAUUACUGAAAGCAGAGGGAAAAGCUUGGUACUAACUUUGAUUGAGGUUGACAACACAAUACAUACAUAGGUAAAUACAAGGUCAAUACAUUACAGGACCAUGAUUAAAACACCGAAACGUAUCAGAUCUUGGCGGCAGCUGGAGUUUUAUUUUGUCAGGACGCUGUAAUAAAGUGAGUUUAGACUAUUGACAUGUGUAAAUGUAGGCUGAUACAAAAGAGACAAAUAAAAGCACAACCCACAGAAGACAAAAGCUGACAUUAUGUCGGCUGCUUGCAUGCACACCCUCUGCAGAGAAUAACGCUGAUAAGCUUUACAAUGCUGCCAGUAAUAUUCAAUCAUUUGUUGUCUGUGUUUUUAACGAGUGGGUGAUAACAGUAGGAGAGGCGUUGUGCUGUGCACUAUAAGAGAGUGGAUGGUCACAGGAGUGUGUGGAUAGUUGUCCAGACUGUCUGCAGCACCAUGGAUCAUCACUCAGCCCCUCUGCUGCUGCUGCUGCUGCUCACCUGCCUGGCAGGGUUUUCUGCCAGUGAACCUGCAGAGGGAGGAACCAUGGGGGAGACCUCAUACGGGCCGUCCUCAGUGGAGAUCAGUGGGGUUGAUGUGGUGACAGUGGGAAUCCCAUAUGGUUUCAAGUGCACGGCCAAUUGCUACCCAGGCUGCAAGUACAGCUGGAGCAGGGGUAACGUGACCUCACAGGGCCCCGAGCUGAGCCUGCAGCUCCUGCACAUCAUGCCAACGCAGACCUUGACCUGCACAGUGAUCAACCCCACAACACGGAGGUCAGCUACUGUCCACAAAACGCUGCAAGUGACGGCUGGGCCAUCAAACAUACACAUCAGUGGUCCAGCCUUUCUGACUGUCGGAGCUGAAUCCAUCUUUACAUGCUCGGCCAACUGCUACCCCUCCUGCAGCUACUCGUGGAGUGUUGUCUGGAAAGGGGAGACGCUCCGCACUGCAGACAGCAACACCAUUCGUGUCACUCCAGCUCGCAGUACUGUCCUCUAUGAAGAUCUAAUCUGUGAGGCUCAGGACACCGUGUCACAUCUCUACGUCUCCUCGUCUGUGAGACUGCCUGUUGCAAGCAUAUCUGACAUCAGCAUUGCUGGUCCCAGCGCAGUGACAAUGGGUAAAGAGUACCUGUACAGGUGCUACGCCCUGUGCAUCCCGUCCUGCAGCUUUUCAUGGAAGUACAUGGGCAAGACUUUCAAGGGUAAGCAAAUGCAGAUGCCCAUCAUGCAUCAGGGGGACCAGAAAAAGUCUUCCAAUGAGCUGGAGAUCACUUUAAGUGACUACUCUAGGAUUGAGCCUCUGACCUGUGAGGCAACGAACACUGCAUCUCAUGCCAAGACCACCUCCACUUUGGACCUCACUGUCACUGAUCCGUUCUCAGUGCGUCCCAUCUCCCAGGCCCUGUCAGUUGCAGGCAAGUCUUUCUUUCUGCAGUGUGUUGGCACUCAGAACCCAGCCUCAGUUACAUGGCUGAAGAAUAAACGCCCAAUGCCAGUGUCUGAAAGAGUGCAUUUCUCCCCUGACAACAUCAUGAUGAUCUUCAGUCCGCUCCUGCAGGAGGAUGACGGUUUAUACCAAUGUGUGGUGACAGAGGGGGGCCCACGCAUACAGUCUGUUGGCUACAAGAUGCAAGUAAACUAUGGGCCGUCCGCAGUGGUGAUCAGCGGGGUCGACAUAAUGACUGCUGGAAAGCUGUAUAAUUUCCAGUGCUCAGCCAGCUGCUACCCAACAUGCCAGUUCACCUGGACCAGGGGCAAUAUGACCUCUCAGGGCCCAAAGCUGAGCUUGCAGCUUCAUGAACUACAGCCAACACUAAAGCUGACCUGCACAGCGGUCAACCCUGCUACAGGAGCAUCAGUCACUUCCCAAAAGACACUGCAAGUGAUAGCUGGACCAUCAAAUAUACACAUCAGCGGUGCAGCUUUUCUGAGCGCAGGAGCUGCGGCCACCUUUACCUGCUCAGCUGACUGCCCCUCCUCCUGCAGCUACUCGUGGACUGUUGCCAUGGGGGAGGAGACAAUCAAUACGGCACAAGGCAACACCAUUUCUGUCGCACCACCCGCUAAUGCUAUCCUGUCUGAAACUCUGAUCUGUAAGGCUCAGGACACCGUCUCUCAUCUCUUCAUCUAUAAGACUCUGCAGCUGCCAGUGGCAAGUUUAUCCAAAAUUGCCAUCAAUGGUGACGUUGAGGUGGCAAUUGGAAAAAAGUACACAUACGAAUGCUUUGCCUUCUGCACUCCAUCCUGUACAUUCACUUGGAGGUUCUUGGGGAAGACUUACAAAGGCAGUCAGCUGGAGAUCACGGUUAGUGACUACGCUAAAUGGGAGCUUCUGACCUGUGAGGCAAUCAACAUUUUAUCUAACGCCACUAUCACCGCCACUAUGAACAUCACUGUCAUUGACCCAUUCUUGGUGCGCCCCACCUCCCAGGCCCUGCCAGUUGCAGGCAAGCCUUUCUCUCUGCAGUGUGUUGGCCCUCUGGAUCCAGCCUCCAUCACGUGGCUCAAGAACGAACGCCAAAUUCCAGCAUCUAAAAGAGUGCAUUUCUCCCCUGACAACACCACAGUCACCUUCAGUUCUCUCUUGCCAGAGGAUGGAGGGUUGUACCAAUGUUUGGUAGUAGAGUUUGGGAACCACACUGUCUACUACAACAAAUUGCUAGGGGUCGAGGGUGGAACCCCCAUCCUGUCAGUUGGCUACCUGAUGGAAGUAAACUAUGGGCCCUAUGAGGUGCUCAUUGUGGAACCCAACGAAGCACCGGUGGGUGAGGUGAUGUUCGCUCUGCCUGGAUCCACAACAGAGCUGCAGUGUUUACCUGACUGCUUUCCCCUCUGCUCCAUCAACUGGUUUUACCACGGCAUGCUCCUGUCUACAAAUGCCUCCAUAUCCUUCACACCUGAAACGCCUCCAUACGAGGCCAGCCUCACCUGUGUGGCAUCUAACCCAGUGACAGAGGAAAGCAGAGUGGCUGAGACCAUAGUGGUGGUGCCUGAUGGACCGAGAAAUGUGGUCAUCGUAGGACCAGAUGCACUUGAAAUCGGGGUCACAGCGAGCUUAAAAUGCGUGGCUGAGUGCACUCCUUCCUGCAGCUUCAAGUGGACCUUUUUCGGGAAGACUAUGACGGGACGUGAGAUUGACAUAAACGUGAACCGCCACAUUUCCAAAGAGUCCAUCAGCUGCCGGGCUGAGAACACAUACACCGGGAAGACGGUGAUGGUCAAUGAGACGCUCAGUGUCUCAGAUCCUCACUGGUGUGGAUGCUGAGACACUGAAGAACUUCCUCAGCUACAUUCUCCUGAUCUAAAGCUCUGAACACAGGAGAGCUCAUAGUUAAAGUUUGGCAAUCUCCUUAUUGUCGACACUUACUGUACAUGUAUGGUUGUAUUUGCACAAGCAUUGUGUACUCUGACAGUGAUGGACAGGCGACCUGAGUGGGGUGUUUCCCUGAUUUCAGCACAAUGCAUGCUGGGACAGGUUCCAACCUCUUUGUGACCCUGAACGAGAUUAGACAGGUAUAAAGAAGGGAUAUAUAUGGAUUGUGUGUUUGAGUAACAACUUUUGGGGUUUUAUUGACACAAAGCUAAUCUCAUUCUCUUUCAUGAUGUUUUCCCAUUUGUCUUACCAAACAAUACGCACCAUUAUUCUUA